This is a messenger RNA of Mirounga angustirostris (Northern elephant seal), 204 nucleotides long. RefSeq names its product defensin beta 123 (gene DEFB123). Gene Ontology annotation, cellular component: extracellular region. The record is from RefSeq and is a predicted model, not a curated record. Gene Ontology annotation, biological process: innate immune response. The coding region runs from base 1 to 204 and encodes 67 amino acids. The transcript is spliced from 2 exons. Lineage: Eukaryota; Metazoa; Chordata; Mammalia; Carnivora; Phocidae.
AUGAAGCUCCUUUUGCUGACUCUGGCUGCCCUCCUGCUCUUGUCCCAGCUCACUCCAGGCGGCACCCAAAAAUGCUGGAAUCUUCACGGCAGAUGCCGUCAGAAAUGCUCCAGGAGAGAAAGGGUUUAUGUUUACUGCACCAAUAAUAAACUGUGCUGUGUGAAGCCCAAGUUCCAGCCAAGAGAAAAGCUAUGGCCAUUUUAA